This is a messenger RNA of Eimeria acervulina, 654 nucleotides long. RefSeq names its product tubulin-specific chaperone a, putative. The coding region runs from base 1 to 654 and encodes 217 amino acids. NCBI's taxonomy places the organism in Eukaryota, Apicomplexa, Conoidasida, Eucoccidiorida, Eimeriidae. The transcript has 2 exons. Gene Ontology annotation, molecular function: beta-tubulin binding. Gene Ontology annotation, biological process: post-chaperonin tubulin folding pathway; tubulin complex assembly. The record is from RefSeq and is a predicted model, not a curated record.
AUGAUAAAGCGCAAAGUCGUUGAGAGGAUUUUAAAGGAUUUAAUUUACUACAAAGAAGAAGUCAUUGAGCACCAGCAAGUGCUGCAGCAAAUGAAAGCAGCAGGCCGUGAGGAGAGCGACGUGCGGCAGCGCGAGAAUGUGUUGAGAGAGACAGUGCUGAUGGUCUUUGACUCAGAGAAGCGAUUAGCAGAUGCAUGCAAACAGUUUGAGAUCUUUUACUUAGAUAAUUCUCUUCGCUGCAGCAAAGCUGUACGCCUCCUUCACCAGCAGCAGCAGGAGCAGCAGCAGCAGCAGGAGCAGCAGCAGCAGCAGCAAAAAUGGCAGCAGGAGAAGCAAGAGAAGACCCAGGAGAGGUAUGAACAGAGCGGUGCUGCAGCAGCAGAUCCAGCAGCAGCAGAUGCUGCUGCUGCAGCAAAAGGAAUAGCAGCAGAAGCACCACCAGCAGCAACUGCAGCAGCAGCAGCAGCAGCAGAAGGGGAUGAAGAGGCCUGGCUUGUACAGGAGAUGCAGCUAGCAGCAAAUGCAUUUAAAAGAGUGCAGCAGCAGCUUCCUGAUUUGCUGCUGCCGAUGCAUCUCUUUGAAGCAAAUGUCUCUCCUGAGGGUCUAGAAAGUGAAGAAGAAGAAGUUAAUAACUACAACCCAGAAGAUAUCUAG